This is a messenger RNA of Cydia strobilella, 613 nucleotides long. RefSeq lists its product as uncharacterized. The coding region runs from base 109 to 603 and encodes 164 amino acids. The record is from RefSeq and is a predicted model, not a curated record. The transcript is spliced from 2 exons. NCBI's taxonomy places the organism in Eukaryota, Metazoa, Arthropoda, Insecta, Lepidoptera, Tortricidae.
UUGUUUUUUUAGGUUACAUUUUUUAAUUGUACUAAUGUACUAUCUUAUCAGUCCAGUGUUCAUUCAACAUUAUUAUUUAAAUUUAAAGCAAUUCAUCAGAGUAAAACUAUGGAAUCCUUGUUUGCUACAGAGCCUUUGAAUGACUUUAAAUCGGUGUCACAAGAAAUGUUCGAUCACUUAUGUGGGAAUAACGAAAACGUAACAACUAUCAACAACUCUACCAUUACAGCGGCUACACAAGAGAUAAAACAAUUAAUAAUAGAAUGUAAUUUUGAUCUGGACGAAGUUGCAGCUGUGAUCAAAACAAAAUCGUGGGACCAAGAUAAAAUCGUGCACUUCUUAACCAUGUUACAAGGAAGAAGAAUAGAUUUGUUGUAUGCGUUACUCAUACACAAUAACAGCCGUCAUGGAGAAUCUCUAACAAACUUCAACUGGGUAUUGAAGUUAGUGCUCGGCAGCAGUGAACUAAACUCAUUGAGGUAUCCACUAGUGCAGUUGAUGCUACAUACAGAAACACCUCAAGGCAACAAGGGGCAGAGAAUGUAUGAGUUAAAUAAAGAAACACUGUCUAAGUUUAUUAAUAUAUUAGAGAAUAUAGAAUAAAGUUAAGCAG